AUGAUCUACGCAACAGAAUCGUCUAGAAUCGGAAUUAAAGCGUCCCGUUUUCUUUCUUCAACAUUUCAUUACAGUAAUGCUGAAAGUGGGGAGGAUGAUAAAAAAAAAUUGUUACAAAAUCUAUCUAUCUAUCUAUCUAUCUAUCUAUCUAUCUAUCUAUCUAUUUGUUUUUGUUAUCUAACUAUAUAUCUAUCUAUAUCUAUCUCUUCAUUAUCUAUUGUUAUACAGAGUGCUUAUGAAAGUUUACAACAUCUAUCUAUCUAUCUAUCUAUCUAUCUAUCUAUCUAUCUAUCUAUCUAUCUAUCUAUCUAUCUAUCUGUGUGGCUUCGUUAUCUAUCUACCUAUAUAUCUAUAUAUCUCUUAUUGUAUUUUAUUGAUGUUUUCAAUAACCCUUUCUACAACACUAUCUAUCUAUCUAUCUAUCUAUCUAUCUCCGCGUCUUCUUUAUAUAUCUACUUAUAUAUCUAUCUAUCUAUCUCAGUUUCUUCAUUAUCUAUUGUUAUAUACCGUACCUAUGAACACUAA
Molecule: messenger RNA, 525 nt
Organism: Acanthosepion pharaonis
Lineage: Eukaryota; Metazoa; Mollusca; Cephalopoda; Sepiida; Sepiidae
Source: the annotation of a GenBank genome assembly